AUGUCACUGGACGCUAUAUGUGAUGCUCCGAACCUCAAAGCAGACAUGACGGAACAAGCUGUGCUGCCUCAGCAAAGGGACCGAGAAAAUCCCUUUUGUGAAGAAAAUGGCUGGCAAAAAUCAGUGGUCAAAAUUCGCUUCCCAAAAGAAAAGAAAAAAUGGGCUCAAGAAGAUGAUGCGCCAGAACUUGAAAUACCAGGUGUUCAUCACCGCUCACUUGUUGACAUAAUCUCAGGUGUUUUUGAGGACGAGGUUUUCAAAACUUACCACACAACACCCUUUCAUCAAUACUGGAAACCAUCAGAUGAUUCAGAUCACACCGUUAGACUCUAUUCUGAAGCUUAUUCAUCAGAUGCAUAUAUUGAUGCUUACAAUGAAGUCAACAAUCUACCACGAGAGCCUGGGGACGAACUUGAACACACAGUUGCCUCGCUCAUGUUGUGGUCUGACUUCACACAUCUUGCAAAUUUUGGUAAUGCAAGUAUAUGGCCGUUCUAUAUGUUACUUGGUAAUCAGUCCAAGUACACUCGAGGCAAACCCACAUCUAUGGCAUGCCACCAUCUGGCUUAUAUCCCUACACUGCCGGAUGACAUUCAAGAAGUCUAUGUCUCCCUUUUUGGUGAAGCUGCAACAUCUGCAGUACUUACACACUGCAAACGAGAGUUAAUGCAUGCCAUAUGGGAGCUUCUGAUGGACAAGAAGUUCAUGCAUGCUUAUAGGCAUGGUAUUAUUAUCUGCUGUGGUGACAGAAUCACACGGCAAGUUUUUCCUCGAUUUUUUACAUAUCUGGCAGACUAUCCAGAAAAGAUACUACUUGCAAGCAUCAAAUUUCUAGGCAAUUGCCCAUGCCCACGUUGCUAUGUCAGAAAAUCAGAAGUUCACAAAAUGGGUAAAAAAAAGGAUAUGACUUGCCGUCGCAAGUCAAGAGUAGAUGACAACAUGCGCCGCAACAAGGUCAAUCUGGCACGGGAGCUUAUCUUCCAGCAUGGCAUUCCCAUAAAUAGUGAAAGAAUAGAAUCAGUGCUGGGUGAACAUUCUGUGGUUCCAACUCGAAAUGCUUUCUCAGAGCGUCUCUAUGAAUUUGGGGUUAAUUUUUUUGACCUCUUUGUAGUUGAUCUCUUACAUGAGUUUGAACUUGGGGUCUGGAAGGCCAUUUUUACUCAUUUAAUGCGGAUAUUAUAUGCAAAAGGUGGUGAUGCAAUCCAGGAGCUCAACAAGCGAUACUGUUUAGUCCCAACAUUUGGUAGAGGCACUAUCCGACGUUUUCACAAGAAUGCAUCAGCUAUGAAGAAGCUUGCAGCUAGAGAUUUCGAAGAUUUACUCCAGGUGGGGCCUCCAUCAGGUGUUUGA
Serpula lacrymans var. lacrymans S7.9 is the source of this 1350-nucleotide messenger RNA. RefSeq lists its product as uncharacterized. The coding region runs from base 1 to 1350 and encodes 449 amino acids. NCBI's taxonomy places the organism in Eukaryota, Fungi, Basidiomycota, Agaricomycetes, Boletales, Serpulaceae. The record is from RefSeq and is a predicted model, not a curated record. The transcript has 6 exons.